This is a messenger RNA of Cucumis sativus (cucumber), 1107 nucleotides long. RefSeq lists its product as uncharacterized. Bases 91 to 903 code for a protein of 270 amino acids. NCBI's taxonomy places the organism in Eukaryota, Viridiplantae, Streptophyta, Magnoliopsida, Cucurbitales, Cucurbitaceae. The record is from RefSeq and is a predicted model, not a curated record. The transcript has 8 exons.
UCGGUUUUUCUAGUUUCUUCUUCGCGGUUCCCCGUGUUCGCGGGUUUCUCGUUCCCCAUAGAUCUUCAGUUGAAAUUAGCAGAUAGUAGUAUGGAGCAAAGGAGGGUAGCAGAAGGGAAGGACUCACUUUUCUCAGGCGACUUCAUGGGUGGUUUCCCCGGAUUUGGUUUAUUUGGAUCACGUAGAGGGAAGAAAGAUGGGGCACCGGAACUUGUGAUUCAAGAAAUAUGCUCUGAUGAUGAGGAGAGGGAGGAAGAUGAUGACCUUAGGGAUCAGAGACAUGGCAGGAAUGAGAAUAAUUCUAGGUCGGGCCAGGAGCCAUCCGUUGAGCAUCCUGAUGAUUCCAAUGAUGAGCGCCAGAUAAUGACUCAAAGAAGUAGUGAGAAUAGUAGCUUUAGAGUUCAGCCAAAGGCUGGUAAAUCCAGUAUCCAUUCAUGCAAGGUCACGUAUGGGGGUGUAGAUGGAGCAUACUACUCUUCGACCAGAACUAGAAGGGUUGACAAUGAGGGAGUAUUGCUUGAAGAGACGAAAGAAGCAGAUAAGACAACAGGUCAGGCCACUCAUAGGGUCUCGAGAGGAAUUCAUGAUAAGGGUCAUUCAGUUACGAGGAAACUGAACCCGGAUGGCAAAGUGGACGUAGUUCAAACUCUGCAUAAUCUGGACGAAGGAGAGCUUCCUGGUUUUGAGCAAGCAUGGAACGGCAAUUUUCAAGGGCAUAGACAGGUUCCAAAUGCUGGAUUCCAUCACAUGGAUCCCAAUUUUGAUUCCAGUGGCAGUAGGAACAGUGAGAUUUCAAGUUGGGGUUUUCCAUUUUUGGCUGAAAGGAGAAUUGAAAACGAUGGUGGAAGGGACAGUUCUAGUUCUUGUAGAACCAAAAAGGUAAUCAGGAUCAACAUAGAAUAGAAGGUGAAUGACGACAAAGAGAUAUUGCAUAGAGUUGACGAAAGUAAAUAAAAAAUAAUAGCAUCUUUUCUCUUGAGGGGUUAUAGUUUUGUAACGUUUCAGGUUACUUCUUGGAAAUUCAAACAAUUGAUUCAAAUACUGUAGUAUUGCUCUUGCUACCACUAGAAACAUUUUGUUAUGGUUAAGAAGUUUCAGUUGUUUCAA